UUCAGGAGACUUUUGAUAAAAUACAUUAUUCUUUCUUCUAGUUUUUUUUAUAAGCAAAAAUUUAUUAAUAUAUUUGCAAAGUAGCACCAGACAUGCAAAACCAAUUUAGCACAAAAUAAAUAGGAAAGUAAGAAUGAUGGGGAUUUUUAAUACUCAUGCACAAGGUCAAUGAAUCAAUAUUAUGAGUUAUGACACUAUCUUUGUUGCAAAACAUUUCUGGAAUGGGAAGGAAAUCUUCAUCACAACUCAUCAAUAUUCUGUGCUUCAAUAUUAUCUUGCAAUUGUUAGCAUGUUCAAGGGUGCAAAGAAGCUAUUCCUUAGAGCCACAAAGGACCAAUAAUAUAAGUAUAGGUGCUGUUCUUGAUUUGGUUUCAUUAAUGGGAAAACACCAGAAGAUAGCAAUGGAAAUUGCAGUGGAAGAGUUCAACAACCAAUCUAGUUCUUCCAAGCUGAAUUUGCAGAUAAAAGAUUCACAUGGAAAUUCUGCUCAAGUAAUUGCAAGUGUUAUGGAUCUCUCACAAAGAAACCAAGUGCAUGCCAUCAUAGGAACUAUCACACACAAUGAAGCAACACUGGCAAGUGAAUUCAGUGACACAAUAAAGAACAUUCCAAUCAUGUCUCUAACUUCAUUCGCAGCCAAACCAGAAUUAUUAUCUCCAAGAUUGCCACAUUUCAUUAAAGUAGGGGAUGAUAUUAACCUUCACAUGCAAUGCAUUGCAGCAAUUGUAGGAAAAUUCAAAUGGAAAAAGGUGACAGUAAUUUAUGAACUUAAUAAUGACUUGGCCUCGGAUCCGGGGAUACUACUAAGCCUCUCUUAUUCCCUUAGACUUGUUGGUUCUGAGAUUGAUAACCAUUUAGCUUUUCCUUCGUUAGCAACUCUUUCAGAUCCAAAAUCUAUGAUUGAAAAAGAGCUUAAUAGCUUGAAAAAGAAGAGUAAUAGGGUAUUCUUGAUUGUUCAUUCUUCUUUAGAGUUGGCUAACAUUCUUUGUGAAAAAGCAAAAGAAAUAGGUUUGAUGGAAAAAGGUUCGGCGUGGAUUAUCCCGAAUGAAGUUGCUGGCCUUCUUGAUUCAGUUAACUCUUCUGUUAUCUUCAACAUGCAAGGUGUUGUUGGAUUUAAAACACACUUUAUGGAAAUGAAUGAGACCUUUAGAAAAUUUAAAUUCAAAUUCCAAAGAAAGUUUGCACUAGAAUACCCUGAAGAAGAUAGCAUUAACCCAAGUAUCUUUGCAUUUCAAGCAUAUGAUGCAACUAAAGCUAUUGUUGAAACUGCAAAAAAAUCAUCACAAGGAAAGUUAAGACUUGAAGAAAUCUCCGAAACGAUUUUGUCACCAACCUUCAACAUAAUUAAUGUGAUAGGGAAAAGUUAUAGAGAAAUGGCAUUUUGGUCUCCAUCACUUGGUUUUUCCAAGAACAUUGCUGGCUAUAAUAAGGCAAUGGAGAUAAAUACAAAUAAUGAUGAUUCGAAUGAAGUUUUCAAAACAGUUUAUUGGCCUGGAGAAUUAUUAUCGGUUCCAAAGGGUCACAAUAAUGAGGAAAGGUUUUUGAGAAUAGGAAUACCUUCCAAUGGUGCUUUUUCUCAGUUUGUGAAUAUGGAAUAUGACCAGAGCAAGAACGAAACUUUCUUCUCUGGUUUCUCAAUCAAUGUCUUUGAAGCAGCUGUCAAACGCUUACCUUAUGAUUUAAAUUACAACUUUUCUCCCUUCGGAGGCUCCUAUGAUGAAAUGGUUGAUCAAGUCUACAAUAAGACAUUAGAUGCUGCUGUUGGUGAUACAUCAAUAGUGGCAUACCGAUACCAUUUAGUGGACUUCUCACAACCUUAUGUUGAAUCUGGCCUUCACAUGGUGGUUACCGAACAACCGGAAAAAUCGAAAGAAACAUGGAUGUUUUUGCAUGCCUUUAAAAAAGAGAUGUGGCUGAUGAUGAUAGCUAUGCAUAUUUUUCUUGGAUUUGUUAUUUGGCUGAUUGAAAGAGAAGUAAAUGAAGAUCUAAAGGGAUUAGGGUCUAUGCUUUGGUUUUUAGUCACUGUACUAUUUUAUGCACACAGAGAACCAAUAAGAAGACCCUUAGCACGAGUUGUGCUGACACCAUGGUUCUUUGCUAUUUUCAUUGUGACAAAUAGUUUCACGGCAAGUUUGACAUCCAUAACUAUUUCACAAGUAAAGCCAUCGGUGUUAAAUAUCGAGACCCUUAAAGAAAGAAAUUCCCCGAUUGGUUGUGAUGGAAAUUCUUUUAUUGUCAAGUAUUUGACUGAAGUACUACGUUUCAAGCAUGAGAACAUCAGAAAUUUCAGUUCCAUUAAUGACUACCCUGCUGCCUUUGAGAACAAGGAAAUAGAAGCCGCCUUUUUUGUCGCACCUCACGCUAAAGUAUUUCUAGCAAAGUACGCAUGUAAGGGCCUCAUCAAAGCAGGGAACACUUUCAGGCUUGGUGGCUUUGGUUUUGUGGGUUUCUCUCCUCUCAUUGUCACUGAAUUUUUGACAUGUUUGGUAGAAGUGAAAUUGGGGUAUUUCCAAAAGGUUCGAGUCUUGCGGCAGACAUAUCAGAGGCAGUGUUGAAUAUGAUAGAGAGUGGAGAAACAGAAGAACUAGAAAAAGAUAUGUUGAAUGAGAUUGAGAAUGAAAGCAAAGCCAAUUGUUCUUCUUUAGAGAGAAAGGGAAAAAAUAAUUCAUCCAUAGGCCUUUCGCCUUUCCUUGGUCUAUUUUCGAUCUGUUCGACUUUUGCUAUUCUUGCUUUAUCAUAUCACGUGAUUUGUUUGUUGGUGAAAAAUGUAGAGACCUUAAAGAAUUACACAAUAUUAACAUUAAAACAGUUAUGGAGAAUAUGGAGAUGGACAACCAAUUUUUUUUCUCGGUGCUGUUCGAAACUCCAAUCAAGGAUCGUGACAAGAGUACGUAGUUGCACAGAAACAAGAAAUGCAGAAGAGAAUGUCACAAAUAGCCAGCAAAUCCCAGUGGUGAUUGAGCUUGUUGAUAGUGUACUGGCUGCUCAUGCUUCAUGAACAUUUCAUGUUUCAUACUACUGUAAAAAUUAGAUUAUUAUGCUGCCAAAUAUUUAAAGAUAUUGUAUAAUUAAUUUUAAUUAGAUACUAUGACAGGUUUUGUUGAUGGUUUGUAAUGAGCUAGGUACAAAGAUUAGUUAUUUUGUGUUAGUUACAUUAUAACUAACUUCGGUAACUAGUUUUUCUUUUGUUGUUCAUCAGCAUGUAUGCAUAUGUAAAUACUAAUUAUUGUAAGAAUUAUAACCAUGAUCAUGCAUAUGAAUGCAGCACUAUAUC
Messenger RNA from Medicago truncatula (barrel medic), 3274 nucleotides. Its product is annotated as glutamate receptor 2.8. Gene Ontology annotation, molecular function: ligand-gated monoatomic ion channel activity. The record is from RefSeq and is a predicted model, not a curated record. NCBI's taxonomy places the organism in Eukaryota, Viridiplantae, Streptophyta, Magnoliopsida, Fabales, Fabaceae. Gene Ontology annotation, cellular component: membrane. The transcript is spliced from 5 exons. The coding region runs from base 189 to 2555 and encodes 788 amino acids.